Caenorhabditis angaria is the source of this 320-nucleotide messenger RNA. Lineage: Eukaryota; Metazoa; Nematoda; Chromadorea; Rhabditida; Rhabditidae. The record is from the annotation of a GenBank genome assembly.
AUGAUUUUUCUUUUUUGUUGCGACUUUACAAUUAGGCUUUUAAUCAGCGAGAAAUUUGUGAAUUUUCAGAUUAUCGAAGUGAACAAUCGACGGCGAAUGGAAACUGGGAUGCGAAGGAUGCAAAAGACUACGAGAAAUUCAAAAAUACCGUGAGUAAAAGAAUACUGAUGUAAUUUUCGGCUAAAAAAAUUCAAAUUUUUAAGAUUCUUCUGGAAACUUCGAAGCGGAAAUGGCAAAAUAUUCAUGGAGCAAAAAUAGAAGGUCGGUUAUUUGUUUUCAAAAAUCAGCAAAUUUAUUGUACUAAAACAAAAUAUGUGUAA